This is a messenger RNA of Spinacia oleracea (spinach), 2938 nucleotides long. Its product is annotated as protein IMPAIRED IN BABA-INDUCED STERILITY 1. Gene Ontology annotation, cellular component: cyclin-dependent protein kinase holoenzyme complex; nucleus. Gene Ontology annotation, biological process: protein phosphorylation; positive regulation of transcription elongation by RNA polymerase II. The record is from RefSeq and is a predicted model, not a curated record. The transcript is spliced from 9 exons. Gene Ontology annotation, molecular function: ATP binding; RNA polymerase II CTD heptapeptide repeat kinase activity. Lineage: Eukaryota; Viridiplantae; Streptophyta; Magnoliopsida; Caryophyllales; Amaranthaceae. The coding region runs from base 502 to 2541 and encodes 679 amino acids.
CACCAAACGGGGUCACCACUCACCACUUCACAAAAACAAAUCGUUGUUUAGCCCGCUGAUCUCGCUGUAUUCCUCUGCUCAAACCUCUGCGCACUUCUUCUUCUUCUUCUGCCUACAUUCAAUUCCUCUCCACUGUAUUUUUUUUUUUUUCUCCCUCCACAUUCCGCAAUUGCCGCAAUUUUCCAAUUUUUAAUACUCCCUUUAAUUAACACUACAAUAGUUAGUGAAACAAGUCCAAAGUAAUCAACAACGCCACAUCACCAAAAUCACUAUCAAUCUAUCAUUGCUUCUCCAUAUAUAUAUAUUCUCUCUCAUCACACACUCACACCCCCCUUAAUUUCCACAUUCCUUUUACUAAUUUCACCCCCAUUUAUACUUCUUUUUGAAAUUAAAAAAAAAACUAAAAUUCUGCGAUCUGGGUUUUCUUCAAUGAUCCCAAGAAAACUUGGGUCCUUGUGAUUUUUAAUUUUUUUUAUAUAUUUUGUUAAUUAGGAAAUAAAUAUGGGGUGUGUGAGUUCUAAAGGAGGUGUGUCAGUGACGCCGGCGGCGGACUACUCCGGUGUAUUCAGGGACAAUGUGGUCGUGGUGGGGGGUUCGGGUCGAAGUAAGGUGGGCCCGACUGAUUCCGAAAAUAGGAAGAAGGGUGGAGGUGAGUCGGGUCGAGUUAGCUCAACGUGUGGGAGCGAGUCGGUCAGUUUCAGGUUGGGGAAUUUGCAGAAGUAUGUGGAGGGUGAGCAGGUGGCGGCUGGUUGGCCGGCGUGGCUUAGUGCGGUUGCCGGUGAGGCUAUUCAUGGUUGGUUGCCCCUCCGUGUUGAUGCUUUUGAGAAAUUAGAGAAGAUUGGCCAAGGUACAUACAGUAGCGUUUUUCGUGCUCGUGACAUUGAAACUGGGAAGAUAGUUGCUAUGAAGAAGGUCCGGUUCGACAAUUUUGAGCCAGAGAGUGUUAGGUUUAUGGCUCGAGAGAUUUUGAUUCUUCGGAGGCUUGAUCAUCCUAAUAUUAUAAAGUUGGAAGGAAUUGUCACAUCCAAAUUAUCAUGUAGCAUAUACCUUGUCUUUGAGUACAUGGAACAUGAUCUUGCAGGGCUAGUGUCUUGCCCUGAUAUCAAGUUUACGGAGGCACAGGUUAAGUGCUAUAUGAAGCAGCUUUUAUCAGGAAUUGAGCACUGCCAUUCGCGAGGAAUAAUGCAUCGUGACAUUAAAGGGUCAAAUCUUCUGGUAAAUAAUGAAGGAAUUUUGAAGGUGGCUGAUUUCGGUUUGGCAAACUUCUGCAGUAACAAACACAGGCAACCAUUAACAAGCCGUGUUGUAACUCUGUGGUAUCGUCCUCCUGAACUUCUACUGGGGGCAACAGAUUAUGGACCGUCUGUUGAUCUCUGGAGUGUUGGUUGUGUAUUUGCAGAAGUUCUUCUUGGAAAGCCUCUCCUUCAAGGGAGAACCGAGGUAGAACAACUGCACAAAAUCUUCAAACUAUGUGGUUCCCCACCCGACGAGUACUGGAAGAAAUCUAAACUUCCUCAUGCCACACUUUUUAAGCCACAACAGCGUUACGAGAGUUCUCUAAUGGUGACCUGUAAAGAUAUACCCGAAACUGCAGUUGACCUUAUUGAAACUUUACUCUCCGUGGACCCAUACAAGCGUGGAAAUGCUUCUUCUGCUCUAUGUUCUGAGUAUUUCAGCAGUAAACCCUAUGCGUGUGAUCCAUCAACUUUGCCAGUAUACCCACCUAACAAAGAAAUUGAUGCAAAAGGUCGUGAUGACGCUAGAAGGAAGAGAGUUGGUGGAAGAGGGCGUGGGAAUGAAACAGGGCGAAAGACAACAAAGAAACCGAGUGGCAUCCGUAAACUUGCCCCUGCUGAGGACUUGCCAUUGCCAUCUCAAGUUCAAGAUCCACAGAGAGUUAAAAUCAAUGGAAGCAUAGCACUCUUUCAACCAGAAGAAGAUAUUAAAGGUAGGGAACCACCAAAACCAUCUUUUGACCGGCGAGAAGAGACAUCCCAUUUGAAGAACGCUUCUCAAGGAGAUGUGCCGUAUUCAGGCCCGCUGCAGGUUUCAGCGUCAAGUGGUUUUGCAUGGGCCAAAAACCGAAGAGACGAUGUAUUUGUUAGAUCACACCGACGGACUAGUUCAAAACUUAGCUUUAAUGGUUUAGAGACUUAUUUAACAUCAACUGAUAGAAAUAAUUCUGAGUUAAAGAAGAAUGAAAAUGGGGAUGUUUCUCUUGGAGCUCGUGCCUUUUCUAGAGGGCAGGAUUAUUAUGAGGCUCUGAAGCAUACAGUAAGGAGACAAUGGAGCCACUUUGAUCGUCCUGACUCUUUUGAUGCCUCGGAUGAGUACCAUUCACAGGAAUUAUCUUUAGCACUUUAUCAGAAGGAGAUGGGAACAAAGAGAAUCCACAUGGAUAAAGAAGACAAAGUUGAGUUUUCAGGACCAUUGUUAUCUCAAUCAUACCGUGUUGAUGAACUUUUAGAGAGACAUGAACGUCAGAUCCGCCAAGCAGUUAGAAGAUCAUGGUUUCAAAGAGGAAAAAAGCAAGGCAAAUGAGUGGAAAAACCAUCGAACCAAAGAUUCAAAUUUUGGCUCAGUGCUGACACAAACCAGCCGGAAAUUCAAGAAAGUGUAAAGUAAACCUGAUGUUGCGUUUACCACUUAAGUGAUCAACCGAAGAUUGUUGCUCUUCAAAUCCAAUCUCCGUGUUUCCUGUGCUUAGAAAAGAAGUAGUAGAAGCCAUAGCAGGAGAGAUUCAACCAAAGCGGCCAUUGAAAAUCUGUUCGAGUUUUCAGUAGAACUUCACAGAAGCUGGUGGUUAGUUCAAUUCACUUCCCUACAGAAUUAUUGUCACCCCAAUGUACAUAUUAAUGACCUAAUGGGGUUUAUAUCUUCAAGGAAUUAUAUUGUAAAUGAUAAUUAAUAUCCCAUAAUAUGUCUACCUUUUGCUUCU